AUGUCUGGCAUCACACCGUCAAAACCGUGGGACGGUACAAGAGAAUGGUUCUCACAACCAGUAGUCGCAUCUUUCAUUGCUGGAGGUGUGGCAGGUGCUGUAUCGCGAACCGUCGUGUCACCACUUGAGCGUCUCAAGAUUCUCUUCCAGAUCCAGAGUGUCGGACGUGAAGAAUACAAAAUGUCAAUAGGCAAGGCUCUGGGCAAGAUGUGGCGCGAAGAAGGAUUCCGUGGGUUCAUGGCAGGCAAUGGUACAAACUGCAUUCGCAUUGUGCCUUACUCGGCUGUGCAAUUUGGAAGUUACAAUUUCUACAAGCGGUUCUUUGAAGAUACCCCUGGUGCUCCCCUCGGUGCUAUUCAGCGUCUUUCAUGCGGUGCGAUCGCCGGUAUUACCUCAGUAGUAUUCACCUACCCCCUCGACAUUGUCCGAACACGACUCUCGAUUCAGUCAGCCUCGUUCGCAGGCCUAGAAAAAGCAGAAGCUGGAAAGAAGCUACCAGGAAUGUGGCCGACGUUGGUCAAGAUGUAUAAAACAGAAGGUGGUUUCUUCGCGCUGUACCGCGGUAUAAUCCCAACAGUUGCUGGUGUUGCGCCAUACGUUGGACUGAACUUCAUGGUCUACGAAACUGUUCGCAACUCGUUUACCCCAGAAGGCGCAGACAAUCCCAGCGCUCUAGGAAAGUUAGGUGCAGGUGCUAUCUCAGGAGCUGUUGCACAAACAUGCACAUAUCCCUUCGACUUGCUUCGCCGAAGAUUCCAGAUCAACACCAUGUCAGGCAUGGGCUACCAGUACAAAUCGAUCUUCGAUGCCGUUAGAGUGAUUGUCAAGCACGAAGGUCUCAAGGGCCUUUACAAGGGCAUUGCGCCUAACCUCCUCAAGGUCGCUCCCAGUAUGGCUAGCAGUUGGCUGAGUUUCGAGCUCACGCGUGACUUCUUCGUUGGUCUAAAACCAGAAGUAUAA
Messenger RNA from Aureobasidium melanogenum CBS 110374, 960 nucleotides. RefSeq names its product mitochondrial carrier. The transcript is spliced from 4 exons. The record is from RefSeq and is a predicted model, not a curated record. NCBI's taxonomy places the organism in Eukaryota, Fungi, Ascomycota, Dothideomycetes, Dothideales, Saccotheciaceae. The coding region runs from base 1 to 960 and encodes 319 amino acids. Gene Ontology annotation, biological process: transmembrane transport.